AUGUGUAAAACUUUCUUAUGCACACCGACAUUUUUUCUUCCGUUCUUAUUUUGCAUCCAAUAUCGACCAGCGCCAUAUUUGAACCAUUGUGAUCAUAACCUCCAUCACCGUGUCUUCACCGAAUUUAUUUCAAGCAGCAACAUAAACCUUCUAGCUCUUUCACCCCAGCAUCUAAUCGACAGGUGUUUGCUCCCGUGGCACGGUCCAAUAUACAUAUUUCGACCUCCGGCUUACACGAAACCCUUCGAAUUUGCACCUGUUGGCCAAGUCAUGGAUGGGGCAAAGCUUACCAAAGAGGCUCCAAAAGUCCGCCGGCUAGACCUCUCAAAAGCAACAUAUUCGAAUUUUUUAUCCGCACCCAAGUCCGCCCCCGCAUGGAUAAAGAAACUGACAAGGAGGUCAACUUCUGGAACACUUGCAACCGAACCUGAGGAAACAGGAUCUUCUCCAAUCACCGCCACCGAUAGUUCACAUCCUCGAGACGAAAAUAGCCCCCAAUCACUUGGUAGCUAUAACCAUUCCGACAACAUUUCACCCUCUGUCAACAAUUACGGAAAUCUCCAAGAAACUGAGGAAAUAGUUUCAUCUCCCAUCGAAACUUCACCGAAUCCAAUCCCACAAGCAGGGGAUAUUUUUUUGCCUACCGAUGACUCGAGUAAUAGGGAAACCUCAUCAGGAUGGAUCGAUCUGAAGUCCCUCGAUUCUUCUUCUGCAGGAAAGAUUGCUGUUGUGGAGAAGGCUGUCGCGCCCGGAAGGCUUUCCCUUUCAGUAACGUCUUCCACCCCUUUUUCAAAGCUAGGAGGGAAUUUCUUAGCCCGGAAAUUUACCUCCAAGGCCAAUAGAAGGAUCAGCGUAGACAUGAUUGGUCAGCCACUCACAUCUAGACAUUUGUAUCACACCAGUGAUCCCGAUAAAGCAGGUGAAAUUCUCAAAACGUGGAAUGAUCAGGUUACUGGAAAACUCGCUGCGAUGGCGAACCCCGGUUCUUCCCAGAGAACGGCAGAUGGGAAUGUGGCUUCAGGGUCCGAACGAGAGUCUUGCUCGGCAAAUCUCAAAGACGGGAGUGAAAAGCCGCCGAAUCCGAAAUCCCAAGCGCCUGAAUUCACUCAGAUGCUCUAUGGUAGCCCGACAUUUUCUUCAGAGCCUCAAAAUAACAUCCCCGCAUCCGAUAUAAACCAAACUGUUAUCGUGCGGAAGCAAGCACCACGCACACGGCUCACCUUAGAUUUUUCAGGUCUGGGCGCACCAGCUAGCUCGUCAAGUGACACGGGCUACCUCACCCCGUCAAUGUUCUCAGAGGCUCUCGAAGGCAUCGCUGAAGAAAAAUCAGAGGCUCAAUUAUCCCCCAGCGUCAUUACAGUGGAGAAGGCUGUGGCGACGAAGAUUUUUUUCGAAAAGCAUUAUGAUGCAAUUCUGAAGCGGCCCAAAGACCGAGACGAACGGAAGAAGGUAAUGGAAGCUGAGCUUUUGCGACUCAAAAUCAAUGACCAUGAUCGUGAAGAAAUUGUGAGCAACUGGAAUCGAAGUGAAACGGCUUACCUGCGCGAAAUUCGGAACAGGGUGGGGAUUGAAAACUUCAAAAAGCUAAAAACAAUUGGUCACGGCGCGUUCGGGGUCGUGUCUCUAGUCAGGGAAGAGAUCACUGGCGAAUUACUAGCAAUGAAACAAAUGAGGAAAUCGGACAUGUUGCGUCGCGGCCAAGAAGGUCAUGUCAGGGCUGAAAGAGAUAUAAUGACCGCUGCUAGCUCGACCUGCCGCUGGAUCGUUCGGCUGGUUUAUUCUUUCCAAGACGUGGAUCAUCUGUACUUGGUUAUGGAGUACAUGGGAGGAGGGGAUAUGCUGAACUUGCUGAUUCAACGAGAUACUUUUCCAGAAUCAAUGGCCAAGUUUUACGUUGCGGAAAUGAUCCUCGCAAUAGAAGAGGCCCACAAACUAGGAUAUCUACAUCGUGAUAUCAAGCCUGACAACUUUCUAUUCGAUAGAGAAGGGCAUGUCAAACUAUCAGACUUUGGCUUGGCCACCGACUUUCAUUGGGCUCAUGAUGCAGCGUAUUAUGAGCACCAGCGGAUUGACCUCUUACACAAACACGGAAUUGAUCUUGAGGAUGGACUUCCCAAUCUCAAGCGACUUGAUCAAGCGUACUCGCUAGAUGAAGAUUCCACCGGACCCAACCAUUUGGCUGCUGGGACCAAGGAAGACCGAUUACUGACUAUUAGGGAUCGAAAGCGUAAGAAAAUGGCUUUCUCCGUUGUUGGUACAAACAACUACAUGGCACCAGAAGUGCUGAAGUCGGGCGGAUACGAUCGGGCGUGUGAUUGGUGGAGCCUGGGAGUAAUUCUCUUUGAGAUGAUCUAUGGAUAUCCUCCGUUCAGCUCUCGCUCUCGCCAAAUUACACGCACCAAAAUAAUGCAAUGGAAGUCUUAUCUACGAUUUCCGACCAGUCCCCGGGUUUCCCAACAAGCUAUCCAGUUCAUGCAAUCCCUAUUGUGUGAUAGAAAGGAUCGUUUAGGAUCCACAGUUCGCCCGCCACUUCCUCAGCGUAACGCUCCACGCAAUCCCGCAUCAAAAUGGUUGAACUCUGAAUCAAGCAUUCAGCGAGAUGGUGCGGACGAACUGAAGGCACAUCCAUGGUUCAAGGGAACCGAUUUUAAAACCAUCCAUUUGGAGAAACCGCCAUUCAUACCCAAACUGAAGUCGGAAACCGAUACUCGUUAUUUUGAAGAAAAUAUUGACGCAAAUCCACUUCCUCUGCCCGGUGGGGCUGCUGCUCAAACUCGCGACGCACUUUUGGGACACUCGAAGUACGGAGCUGAUGUCCUUGAAACGAGGAAAAAGCAUGCGUUUGUUGGGUAUACUUUCAAAAGCCCCCGGAGAGAAGUCUUUGAUCCACGCAGGGGAUUCCUUCUCCAAAACUUCAACUCCGGAUCUGCUGAGGACGCCAAAGCACAGGCCCCCCAGGUUGUUGAAGAGCCGAUUACUCAAGCCCUUCUGCAGGCUGUAUUGGAGGACGAAGCAGACGAAAACAUGCGCCGCAUGUCAAUUUGA
Molecule: messenger RNA, 3045 nt
Organism: Puccinia triticina
Lineage: Eukaryota; Fungi; Basidiomycota; Pucciniomycetes; Pucciniales; Pucciniaceae
Exons: 9
Coding region: 1-3045 (1014 amino acids)
Biological process (GO): peptidyl-serine phosphorylation; intracellular signal transduction
Molecular function (GO): protein serine/threonine kinase activity; ATP binding
Source: RefSeq, a predicted model, not a curated record